This is a messenger RNA of Moneuplotes crassus, 1722 nucleotides long. NCBI's taxonomy places the organism in Eukaryota, Ciliophora, Spirotrichea, Euplotida, Euplotidae. The record is from the annotation of a GenBank genome assembly.
AAGAUGUUGAGAAACUUCUUUGGAUUGUUAGGACUGACCCUCGUCUUAGCAGCCCUUAUCGUAUUUAUUCCCUCAUUCCUUAAUGAAGCUGCUGAGAAAGAACAAGUUGCUGUAGACCUUGUCACGGAUAUUGAUGCUAUGCAAGAGCAAGAAUCAACGUUAAAUACUUGUUCAGGAACGACCAGCAGUAAUCAGGAAUGUCAAGGCAAACCCAUAGAAGAUAACCAACUUGGAGCAGAAAGUGAGCAGACCUGAAAGUACAUUCAAAGCUUUAUGAAGAUCUCAGAAGAUAUAAAGGUCGAUGAAGAUUGCCACAUUGGUGUAGGAUAUACCCAAAAUUUAGACUGGAACAUAGAAGCUUCCCAAUUCUUUGAAAUUUAUGAUGGUGCAGAAUUCAUGGAGGAUCUUGAGGCAAAGGAGCACGAUAAAAUAGAUACGCAUAAGAAGUUCAUUGAGACCUUUUUGUACUUCUUCCAAGACGGGAUCUCCGCAGAGAGGGUUACAGCCAACCCACAAGUGAUUAAGGAUAUUAUGAAAUGGCUCGUUGAGAAAAACAUUACUCAUACUACUGAGGUUGGAGGUCACGCACCAAAAUUUGCUGAUAGGAUAGAGGAAGAAGGAUGCAAAGUCUUCUUCUUGAGAGAAGAUUUAAGUAGACCUGUUAAUACUACCUGAAGCGAAGAUGAAGACCCAAAGCAUUUUGAAGGGAAUCAAGAGCAAGAUACAGACGAUCAUAUUUGUAUUUUAUAUCAUAGCGGUGAAAAGCAUUUUGGAUAUGAGUCUCCUAGAGCAAACAGAUUUUAUUUUAUCUAUGAUCCUAAAGGAUCAAAGUUCGAGAAAGUUGAGAAGUAUCAUGAGUUAAUUGAUAAUAUGGAGGAUGGAGAAAGACCGGAGAGACAUAUGUUCGCUGGAUAUCAAUAUUUGGAAGGUUCUCCAAAAGAAAAGACUAGGGCUAGGUUUGAAACCAUGGAGAGGAAAUGGGCUGAGAUGAAAGAACAAGACCCUCAACAUACUAUACAUGCUGAGUUAGCUCAUUUUAACCUUGACCAUACACUCCAUUUUGUUAUGAAACAUCUAUUCAAAUUCACUGAUUCACUUGGCCUCAAUGAGCACGAGAUGUAUUCUCUUUUAAACCAAUAUAUCUUUUAUUAUAACAGGGAUCAUCCUGACGAGGAUCAGAUCCCUGAAUAUGAAGCUCAUAAUUCAAGAUUGACUCCAAAUAACUCCCUUCACCUGAUUAAUGACCUGAUCACCAAGUACCUUCUAACUGAUGAUAAAAACAUAAUUUCGAGAAUCCAAUACCAUACUCUUGGACAUAUGGUGACAUGUUACGAUCCUGAAAAGUGGGAAUCUGGAGAAGAUUCCUUGUUUAGGUCCGGGUACACCUCUGCUGAUUACUGUAACAUCCCAACUAAGGAGGUUGAGCCUAAUAUUUGUAAAUCCCACAGCUUUAAAAAGCUUGACCUACAAGGACUCCCAGAAGGGAUGAAACUAAUAGAUCGUGAGUAUACUUUUUCCAAAGCUCAUCUACAAGAAGGAGUUGAGACUCAAGAUUUGAUCCAAUACAUCAAAAUAGAAGGAUCACCCUUUAUCUGCGGUAUAAUCUCCACACCUACAUGCAAAGACCCCUCUAAGCUUUCUGGGCUCGGAGAUAAUAUCUCGUCAACUGGAUUUACUUAUCAAAGCCGUAAGUUUAUAUAAAGAGGAUUCAACACUUGUAAA